AUGUCGAAAGAGCUAGCCAAAGCAACCUUUGAUUUCCCCAGAUAUCUUCUCCCCUCCGAGAAUUGCGGGCGGACUUCCUCCAACCCCGCCGAGAAGUACUUGGAUGGGCAUGUCUCCUAUCUUCGCUGCACCGGAUGCGCAGCCCAUCUCUGUCUGACAUCUCAGAUCAUCAGUAAAGGCUUCACCGGCAGACAUGGCAGGGCCUAUCUUGUAUCCGCCGAACCGGUGGCCAGCGCGGUUUCGAUGAGCGCAUCAUCGUCACCAACUGCCUCCCUUCCCAACACCACCUUGCAACACCCUGUCCCCCGCCAGCUCGUGACGGGAGCUCACACGGUCAGUGAUAUCAGCUGUGCAUUCUGUGGCAGUAUACUAGGCUGGAAAUAUGUCGCUGCUGAGGAAGAAUCGCAGCGCUAUAAGGUGGGCAAGUUUAUACUGGAAACCAAAAAGAUCACGGCCACUUCGUGUUGGGAGUCCCCGCCGGGGAUGGACCUGCCUACCGGCGAGAACAACUACUCAGGCGGGCGUCAACAGGAUUCAGCGGACCAGGAGUUUGAUAGUCAGGAUGAGGAUGAAUGUGAAGACCUGUUCGCGGGGAUCUGGAGUCCAGAACUCGCCAGCCGGCGCCGAAAGAUCGUCCGACGACCGGUGAUGUUCGGAAUCUCCUAA
Penicillium macrosclerotiorum is the source of this 666-nucleotide messenger RNA. RefSeq names its product yippee/mis18 family protein. NCBI's taxonomy places the organism in Eukaryota, Fungi, Ascomycota, Eurotiomycetes, Eurotiales, Aspergillaceae. The record is from RefSeq and is a predicted model, not a curated record. The transcript has a single exon. Bases 1 to 666 code for a protein of 221 amino acids.